AUGCUCGUCAAAUCAUUCUUUCUUUUCCUAGCUUCCGCGACCCUCGUCACCGCCAAGUCGUUCAUAUUGUUUGCCUACUUCUCUGAAUUGGUCAACCAUUUCGUGAUGGACCCGCAUGAGUUCGCCAUCAACGCUCGGAACGGACGUUUCUGGGUCGGUGCUUUACAGCCUACAACCAACUGCCCGAACUUUUCCGGCGCUCAUUGCCCACCUAGCAACACGACAGUCGUCGAUGAUUUGUUCAGACAGCUUCAGAUUUCUAAACCAGGCGGACAAAGAGUCUACGCCGACCCCGAUGGUGUCAUCUCCUACACCCCGGGAGGUGACAGCGCAAUCACCGCGAUGCCUGCGGGCUCCAACUUCAACGCCUUUUACAAGACGCCCAUGGAGAAUCUAGCCUUCGGAGAGGAGGCACAUUUCCUGCAGUUUUAG
Messenger RNA from Colletotrichum spaethianum, 432 nucleotides. RefSeq lists its product as uncharacterized. The coding region runs from base 1 to 432 and encodes 143 amino acids. The record is from RefSeq and is a predicted model, not a curated record. The transcript is spliced from 2 exons. NCBI's taxonomy places the organism in Eukaryota, Fungi, Ascomycota, Sordariomycetes, Glomerellales, Glomerellaceae.